ACAACCUUCUUGUCAAGGAUGACACAAUAAAGUUACAGUAACUUAUUUCCAUUGUGGUCCUUGCUUUAAAAGCACAUGAAAGAUUCACUGAGUAAAUCUGACAUGAUUCCACAAUUGUUUAACCUCACGCUGGUUUAUAGAAAAAUUAGUGUCAUUUUAUAACUUGCAGCUUUGGUAUUUUAUAAUCUCAAUGUGUAACCAGUAGCUUAUGUUUAUGAAUCUGUUGCACAAAAUGGUAACUUCCUCCACCGCUACCCACAAAACCGUUUCUCACAGGCCUCGGUCUGCCAUUGCUGCCUUGCAAACUGCACAGUGUGGUUUAUUUGUGAGAAGCAGAACACUUAAUAUAGUACUGAAAGUUUGGUUUGGCACAGUUUUAUAUUGUAGGUCACAGUAAGCAGAGCCCGUAUGCCAGUAACAAUGUUUUCCAUACAGAUGUAGAUCUCUGAGUGAUCAAAAGUGCGACAAAUCAGCGACAGGAAAAUCCCAUAUUGGGACUCGCAUCUCUCCGUAUAGUAUGGAUUUCUAUAACUUUAGGCUGCCUUUGCUCAUUUUGGCUGCUCUUGGAUGCUGUUCCGAGGCCUAUCCGCUUCUCAGCGACAAAACGAACGGUGUUAUCGGUAAAAAUGUGACCUUCAAGACAACAAUCACCUCAACACAGGAUUUUCUAACCGUAACAUGGAAUUUCAACAAAGAUCCAGUAAUUGCACCGAUAAUUACAAGUAUCCUAUUACUGAACACCGAUAACAUUGAUGAGAAAUACGCCAGCAGAAUCGUCUACAAUAACACGACGUGUGAGCUUCAGCUCGGGCCGCUGGUGAAGGAGGAUGAAGGGGAAUAUAUUCUCAAUAUAGUCACUACCAAAGGACAGCAACUGUCCGGACAGAUUGAUCUUGAGGUUCUUGAACCUGUAACUGACGUCAAGAUUUCGUCCAAUCUACCUGAAGCUGUAGAGUUCAACAGCACUGUGGUUCUUUCCUGCUCUGCCAAAGGCUCCUUUACUUACAAGUGGAUGAACGGUUCAGUCCCUUUGGUUGUUGAUGGCACGCGUGUGCGGCUAAACACAGUCGGUGAUGAGCUAACUAUCGCUGAAGUUUGCCGUACAUAUCUGCGAGGACCCAUCCUCUGCAUUGCAGAAAAUGCACUGGAGUCAGGGAGGAGCGCUCCCUUCAAUCUCACUGUGAGCUAUGGCCCAGAGAAAGUCGUCAUGACACAAACUCCAACAGAUUCAUUCCUCAAGAAAGGUUCUAACUUAACCCUUGCAUGCUCAGCCCAGUCUGACCCUCCCGCUCAGUUCCAGUGGAUGUUUAGUGGGGAGGAGAUGCCUCAGAUGACCACGGCCAUUACCCUCCCCAAUGUAGAGGAAAAACACAGUGGGAACUAUAGCUGUGUGGCCUACAAUGCAAAGACCAACCGCUACGUUUCCUCGCAGGUUGCUGUGGUGUCUGUUCUGGGUAAGUCAGAAACCUAAAGUCAUGUACAGAUGCUUUGAAUACAAACGGAAGUUUCAUCAAUUGUACAUUGUUUAUCUAGUACUACUAUUACAGCAGUCUGAGUAAAUGCAAA
Sinocyclocheilus anshuiensis is the source of this 1566-nucleotide messenger RNA. RefSeq names its product carcinoembryonic antigen-related cell adhesion molecule 1-like. The transcript is spliced from 6 exons. The record is from RefSeq and is a predicted model, not a curated record. NCBI's taxonomy places the organism in Eukaryota, Metazoa, Chordata, Actinopteri, Cypriniformes, Cyprinidae. The coding region runs from base 518 to 1471 and encodes 317 amino acids.